Molecule: messenger RNA, 2216 nt
Organism: Fomitiporia mediterranea MF3/22
Lineage: Eukaryota; Fungi; Basidiomycota; Agaricomycetes; Hymenochaetales; Hymenochaetaceae
Product: FAD-linked oxidoreductase
Exons: 8
Coding region: 171-2111 (646 amino acids)
Cellular component (GO): mitochondrion
Molecular function (GO): FAD binding; proline dehydrogenase activity
Source: RefSeq, a predicted model, not a curated record
UCAAGCGGAACUCGGAACAGGUUUAAAGAAUGAGGAAGUUAUCUUGCUUCCCAUCGCGAUGCCUGCCAUUAAAAGCGUGUACUAUCAGUCAAUACUUAGUGCUGGAAUAAACUACUCGACUUCCGACUAGAGGCUUCUGCUUGUCCUUGACUCCCUUGUCUUGUACCGCGAUGAUCUUGCUUGCUUGCAGGAAAGCCAUCUCGAGUUCCUAUAGCUCGUCUUUCUCGUUGAAUGCUGUCCGGCGUUUUGUGUCGACAACUUCGACGGUUUCGCGGCCCGGCAAUCAUGUGCGUUCUAGACGGACUCAAAUUGGCGCGGUUGCUCUGACCGGCGCUCUGGGAAGCGCGGGUUACGUCUACUUCAAGGCUCCCGUACUCGCUGACGUCGGUGACAUGCGCCAGGAUGUCGAGCAGGAGUUUCAACGACGACCGACUCCUCUGGGAGUACUGUUUCGGUCGUACAUAGUGUACGCGAUGUGUUCCAUCCCGAUUCUGGUGGACUACUCUCCAUCCAUCCUAACAUCUCUGUUGUCCGUUCCCGGAGUCAAGCACGUCACGGAGGCUUUCGUGCGGGCGACCUUUUUCUCUCAGUUUGUGGGUGGUGAUACUGCGCUCGAGACGGUUCCCCUCCUUGAGAGGCUUCGCGCAGAGAACAAAGGUGCACUGUUCGGUUACAGCGUUGAGGUCGACGAAGACGAAGCUGCCGGGAAAGCAAAGGCACACGGCCAUGAAUCGGUUCAACUUCAACCCGUGCAUAAACGCAUCAUAGAGGAGAUUAUCCGAUGCAUCGACGUCGCUGCCGACUUUGAGGACCAACGAGAGCGCUACAGGAACAACGUAACGAGCUUGACUGGAAGAAGAACAUGGGUCGCUGUCAAGUUGACUGCGCUUCUUCCAGACGCCCAGGCACUUAUCAAUUUCUCUAAGCAUUUAGUUGACACGCGUCCUCCUCCGGCCCGCCCAGUCUGCUUUCCCGGCUCUCCUCGACCUACAGACUUUCUGGUUUUCGACCUCGACCCACUUGACCUUCCGGAAACUAAUCCGUUGACAAGGGAAAAUUUGGACGAUUUAAGGGAACUAAAAUCGGACUUGUUUAGAGUUUGCGAAAGGGCGAAGGCUAGAGGCGUUAAAAUUAUCAUUGACGCUGAACACAGUUGGUAUCAACCUGCUAUUGAUGCGUAUCAGCGGGCUCUCAUGGCUGAGUUUAACCGCCUUCCAGGGGCGCAGAGCAGAGUUCCCUCAAUAGUCCCGAGCGUACUAGGGCAAAAACUCCGACUUCCCGCCCUCAGAACUGGACAAGAAGAAGUAACAGUACAACCCCUGAUCUAUGGCACAUUCCAGGCCUAUCUGAGAAGAACACCUGAGCAUCUCGCCCAGUCUCUCUCAGAUGCAGAAGCGGGUAACUAUGCACUAGGUGUGAAGCUUGUGCGUGGAGCGUAUCAUCCUUUCGAAGCGGUCGCGCAUAAGGCGCGGAAAUUCGUGAAUUCAGAGGAUAAGGCUGUCGUCAGUUCUAAUACCGGUUUAUCCUCUCCUAGCAUCUCUCCUGAGGCACUUCCACCCGUUUGGGAGAACAAAGAAGAGACGGAUGCGUGUUAUAAUGCAUGUGCACGUAUGCUUAUUGGGCGUGUUGCAGCGGAGCUCGCGGAGGUUAAUGCGAGGAACGUUGGCUAUAGGAACACCGACAGUCGAGACGAGAGCUUAGCUGGAGGCACCAGCAGUAUAAUACCGAAAUUGGGUAUCUUAUUUGGUACACACAACUGGGGAAGUUGCGAACUUAUAUUGGAGGCUCUCGUGAGCGAAGGCCUUGCAGUACGUAAAUACGAGGGCAAUACGGAAGUUAUACGGAUUGCAGAUAAUGCAGCGGAGCGAAUUACCCUUGGUCAGCUUUAUGGCAUGCGUGAUGCCUUGACUAACUAUUUAGUCGAUAAGACACGCUCUACCGAACCGUUCGUCAUCAAGUACGUUCCGUAUGGUAAACUGUCUGAAGUCAUGCCGUAUCUGGGUCGUCGUGCGAUCGAGAACAAGUCAGUGCUGGGGAGCGACGUGGCUAGAGAAGAGCGUCGACGAGCCGGUUCGGAAAUCGCAAAGCGCUUCCGUAGUAUUUUUGCAUGAGUUAGGUUUUGGGCUAGUUUUGUCCAUUUUUCUUUGUAUUGCCAAAGGCUUGAUAGCUUCUUAGACAUAUGCAUGCAUUCGUGUAUUUUUGUUGUUGAGAAACGG